AUGUUAGCAGAGGAGACAAUGGCGUUGAGAAGCGGUCUAUCGAUGGCAUACAAGACACUCGUGAAGCCAUCGAUGGCAUUGCCGUCGCGGCUAUAUCUGAGGCCAUUGAGCGCCGAGACGUCCGAAGACAUGCGCAACAGAAUCGACAAAUUGGUGGCCAAUAAUAAAGUGGUUGUCUUCAUGAAAGGAGAUCCACAACAGCCUCGCUGUGGCUUCAGUAACGCUGUUAUUCAGGUCCUCCGUAUGCAUGGCGUUGAAUACGACGCCCACGACGUCCUGUCCUCCGAAGAGCUCCGCAAAGGCAUCAAAGACUACACUUCGUGGCCAACAAUACCGCAGGUGUUUAUCAAUGGAGAGUUUGUCGGCGGAUGUGAUAUACUUCUGGAGAAACACCAAAACGGAGAGCUCGUCGACGAUCUCCAGAAGAUUGGCAUCAAAUCGGCUCUUCUGGACACAGANGACUACACUUCGUGGCCAACAAUACCGCAAGUCUUUAUCAAUGGAGAGUUUGUCGGCGGAUGUGAUAUACUUCUGGAGAAACACCAAAACGGAGAGCUCGUCGACGAUCUCCAGAAGAUUGGCAUCAAAUCGGCUCUUCUGGACACAGAGUUAUCCAAAGACCAGAACAAAGAUCAGUGA
Medioppia subpectinata is the source of this 639-nucleotide messenger RNA. Lineage: Eukaryota; Metazoa; Arthropoda; Arachnida; Sarcoptiformes; Oppiidae. The record is from the annotation of a GenBank genome assembly.